AUGUCGAGACUCCCUCCUCGCAGCUCGUCGACCGACAAAAUGGCACCGAGUCAGAUUGCGCUGCCCGAGUCCGACGAGGAUUCUCCCGGCGCUUCGUUUCUCACUCCCUGGAGGCCCCCGCGGACCGCGCUCUCAAGAGGAAACAGUUCGCCAUUUGUGCCUAAUCGCAGAACAGCGUGGCGGGACGAGCUCAUUAAUAAUGCCGAGAAGAUACAACGACGCUUUCUUGCAGUCUGGGGCCAGAUGACACUUUUACAGCGGAUUCUGGCCGUCGUUGGAUUUGUGGUAUUCCAUGUUCUGAUGAUCCUGUUCCUAGUCUUCAACGAGCGCAUCUUCGGUUGGCUGGAGCCGUUUGCAGAGCGAUGGAAACAUACCACCGGUGGAUGGACUAUCUUAUGGACUUUGACCUUUUUGACGGCGUUCCCACCGAUCAUUGGCUACUCGACAUGCGGGACUACUGCUGGCUUCGUGUAUGGGGUUUGGGAGGGCUGGUUGAUUCUGGCCACGGCGACGGUGGCCGGUUCGUUCUGUUCGUUUGUCGUUUCAAGAACGGUUCUGCGGAAAUGGGUCGAGCGCAUGAUCGCUCAUGACAAGCGCUUCGCUGCAUUUACGCUGAUUCUGAAACACGACGGCUUGAAGCUACUAUGCAUGAUCCGGCUCUGCCCUCUCCCGUACUCCCUGUCGAAUGGAGCGAUGUCGACGUUUCCCACAGUCCAUCCUGGCAUGUAUGCGCUGGCUACAGCGAUGGUGACGCCGAAAUUACUCAUCCAUUGUUUCAUCGGCAGUCGGCUGGCGGUGAUUGCCCGAACGAGGGAGAAAAUGACCCUGGCCGACCGGGCAGUUAAUUACAGCAGCAUUGCGAUUGGCGCCAUCGUGGGAUUCGGCGUCGGCUUGUACAUUUAUCGGCAGACCAUGGCGCGAGCCAAGGAACUCGAGGCGGAAGAAGCAGCCAGGAUACGUGACUCUACUAGAAGGACUGGCCAUCUCCCGGCCGAGUUCAGUGACGACCCCGAAGCACAAGCUGCCGCAACUACUGUGGCCGAGGAUGAUGACGCUAUGGACUACUUUGACGAGGCGCCGCCCGCGCAAGCAGAGUACCAUGACGAGCCGACUGAUGACGAGGAUGUCUUUGGUCGAGGCGACGGCGUGGUCGGCGAGGACGAGGUGAUAGACAACAUUGGCCUUCAUCCACAGAAACGAUAG
Molecule: messenger RNA, 1203 nt
Organism: Exophiala dermatitidis NIH/UT8656
Lineage: Eukaryota; Fungi; Ascomycota; Eurotiomycetes; Chaetothyriales; Herpotrichiellaceae
Exons: 1
Coding region: 1-1203 (400 amino acids)
Biological process (GO): mitotic spindle elongation; vesicle-mediated transport
Cellular component (GO): Golgi membrane
Source: RefSeq, a predicted model, not a curated record